ACAAUGUCUUUAUCUACUCAGACGUUUGGUUUUCUCUUCAUCUGUUUUUACUGUCAGGUGAGCGCUGUCACAUUUCAACCAUCUCCUCCUCAGAUAGUGAAGGAGAAAACCGAUGUCAGGAUCAACUGCAGUCACAAUGAUAAUAGCCUUCUGAUAAUGCUCUGGUAUCAGCAACUACCGGACACUCUGUCUUUGACCCUCAUUGGGUAUGGAUACGCACAAAGCCCCCCAGUCUAUGAGGGAUCAUUUGAGAAACAAUUCCAGAUGACAAAAGAAGACAUAACAACAGGGGCUCUAAUCAUUUCGAGUGUGAACACAUCGCACACUGCUGUUUAUUUCUGUGCUGCCAGCGAAAACACUGUGACCAACAAUUAUCCGGCUUACUUUGGCCAAGGAACCAAAGUGACAGUGUUAGAGCAUGACGUCAAAGAACCAACGGUGGAAGUGUUUCGGCCGUCGUCGAAACAGUGUCUGCACCUGAAGUCUGAAGAAAAGGAGAAGACUUUACUUUGUGUGGCCAGUGAAUUCUACCCAGACCACGUCAGCGUGUCCUGGAAGUCUGACGGGGUGACGGUCACCGCAGGGGUCGCGACUGACAGCUUUGCCGCGCGGGACGGCGAGUACUACAAGAUCAGCAGCAGACUGAGAGUCAAAGCCGAAGACUGGUACGGGCAGGAAUACGAGUGUAUUGUCACAUUCUUCAAUGGGACAAACUAUAACAUUCAUACAGAGAACAUCGUUGGUGAAGAAGCUCCAACAGACUUCCAUAUCAGAGAAAAAUACCUGAGGGCCACACAGACAGCCAAACUCUCCUACGCUGUGUUCAUCAUCAAGAGCAGCAUCUACGGAGCCUUUGUGGCGUUUCUGGUCUGGAAACUUAAGGGUUCAAGUGGAAAAUAGAACGGCUGAGAGACGAGCAGACGACAACGAACUACUGCCGCUUAACAUUUCCACUCGUAUAUAAGUGGGAUAUUUAAAUUCCGCUCACGUUUCUUUCCGCUUCUUCCUGUUACAUACUCCGC
Messenger RNA from Solea solea (common sole), 1022 nucleotides. Its product is annotated as immunoglobulin lambda-1 light chain-like. The coding region runs from base 4 to 900 and encodes 298 amino acids. The transcript is spliced from 7 exons. NCBI's taxonomy places the organism in Eukaryota, Metazoa, Chordata, Actinopteri, Pleuronectiformes, Soleidae. The record is from RefSeq and is a predicted model, not a curated record.